AAAUAUUCAAACAUGAUUAAUGAUAUGACCACACUACAAACAGACCUUAAAUUCGACACUCACAUAAAAAAGGAUUAUGCGACAAAUAUGAAAUUUUUCAACAACAACAGCAACAACAAUAAUAACAACAACAGUGAAAAUUUAUCCAUGAAGGCAUUGGCCGCCGCAGCACCACUACAAUUUCCCAAUGUUGAAAUUACCAAUAAUAUUAUGGACAUAAUGGAGGAAUCCCCCAUGCAAAUGUUCUACAAGGAUAAAGGGGUUUUCCUAACAGGCGGUACUGGCUUCUUUGGUAAAAUUAUAAUUGAAAAAUUAUUACGCGUUACCGAUGUGGGACAAAUAUUCCUGCUGAUACGUACCAAAAAGGGUAAAGAUGUUCAGACACGUUUGGAUGACAUAUUCAAUGAACCGGUCUUCGAAAAACUCAAAAAAAUCACACCAAAUUAUCGUGAAAAAAUCACCGUCAUCAGUGGUGAUGUAUCGCUCCCAGCCUUGGGCAUUUCUCAUGAAGAUCGUGAGUUGCUCAAGGAACAGGUGAAUAUAAUUAUCCACGGGGCAGCCACUGUACGUUUUGAUGAAAAACUUAAAAUGGCCAUUGGCAUCAAUGUUAAUGGUACCAAGGAAAUUUUGAAGUUGGCCAAAGAAGUUAUACACCUUAAGGCUGUGGUUCAUGUCUCCACCGCGUUCGCUCACUGUAAUCGCAAACACAUCCAAGAGAGAUUCUAUAAUUGUACCCUAUCGGGUGAUAAGGCCCUGCAGUUGAGUGAAUGUCUGGAUGAGCAGACAUUGAACGCUCUGACACCUACGAUUGUUAAGGACUUCCCCAAUACAUAUGCCUUUACCAAGGUAUUGGCUGAGGAUAUUAUCCUGAAUCAUGGUCAAAAUUUGCCAGUUACCAUAUUUCGUCCGGGCAUAGUUGUCACCACCUAUCGUGAACCUGUCUCCGGCUGGAUUGACAACAUGUAUGGCCCAUGCGGCAUUAUUGUCGGCGUUGGUUCCGGUGUUAUGCGUAUUUUCAGCGGUAAAGUGGAGAACAAAGCCAACAUGGUCCCUGUAGAUUUGUGUGUUAAUGCCUUGUUGACCAGUGCCUGGGAUAUAGCCAGAAAUACUUACGACACAACACCAAUCUACAAUUAUAUCCCAGAUCCCGAUAACAUUGCCAGCUGGCGUGAAUUCAUGGAAUAUGCCAUUGAAUAUGGCCGUAAGUUGCCAUUGCGUAAAUCAAUUUGGUAUCCAUGCUUCACCAUUGUCAGCUCCAAAUGGCAAUUCGCCUUGCUGUCAUUUUUGUAUCACACCCUGCCCGCCUUGUUUAUGGAUAUGUUAAUGCUGCUUAUUGGCAAGAAACCCAGAAUGAUGAAAAUGUAUCGCAAAAUCCACAAAUUUUGCGCUGUGAUGGAAUAUUUCUCGUCGAACGAAUUCAUAUUUGAAAAUAACAAUGUGCGAGCACUCUGGGACAAAUUGGAUGCGAAGGAUAAACGUUUGUUUGCCUUCGAUAUGCGGUCUGUCGAUUGGACUGAACUGUUUCGCAUUAGCUUGUGGGGCCUGCGUUCCUAUGUGGUAAAGGAUGAACCCAGUACUGUGGCCGAAUCAGUGAAGCGACAUGAACGUUUGAAAAUUCUCCAUUAUACCACAUUGUUUGUGAUUUAUUCGCUGACAUUUUUCAUUCUCUAUCAAUUAUUCAAAUUUGUCUUUUUCUAAAAAUAAAAGAAGGAAACAGACAAAUAAACAGAACAA
Molecule: messenger RNA, 1734 nt
Organism: Musca vetustissima
Lineage: Eukaryota; Metazoa; Arthropoda; Insecta; Diptera; Muscidae
Product: fatty acyl-CoA reductase wat
Exons: 8
Coding region: 13-1698 (561 amino acids)
Biological process (GO): long-chain fatty-acyl-CoA metabolic process
Cellular component (GO): peroxisome
Molecular function (GO): alcohol-forming very long-chain fatty acyl-CoA reductase (NADP+) activity
Source: RefSeq, a predicted model, not a curated record